GAGGACGUCAUCUCCGUCCGCAUCUUCCUGCACGAGCGGGGGCAGCCCACGUCCUCCGACCGGCCCGUGGGCCAGCUUUCCAUCCCGCUGCGGGAGAUGACGGACAUGUGCGGGCCUGGGAUAUACCAGACCUGGUUCACGUUGGAGGCGUCGAAGCCGUGGGGUAGCGAUUCGCGGAGCAGGAUGGCGGAGAGGUUCCGGCACGCCAUGCACAGCGCGUGCCAGGACCUGGCCGACUCGCGCAUCUGCGUCACGCUGCUCGAGGCCGCGGCCAGGCACGAGGAUUGGGUGAAGGAAGAGGGAAACCGCGUGGUUUAUUACGACCCGCUGUUGGUCUCCCACGCGCAGCUGCAGAAGGUGGUGAGAGGGUACUUCGAGCAGCUCGAGGGCGGGGCUGAGGCGCAGGCGCAGCAGCAACAGCAGCAGUACUCGCAGCUGCGCAGCCGCCAGCAGCAGCAGCAGGAGGAGGUGGCCGCCCUUCAGCACGAGCUUGACCAGGUUACGCUGGAGGCCAACAGGAGGAUCGAGAAGGGGAACGAGACGAUCCUGAAGCUGAAGGCCGACCUGCGGCAGCUGCGCGACGCGACGGAGCCCCAGGUGCUCCGGGAGCACGAGCAGGCCAGGCGGCGCCUGGAGGCGGCCCGGGGCCGCGCGGACGCGCUGGCCAGGGAGGUGAGAGCACCGGAAGGCGGGCCCGAGGUGAAGAAGCUGCGGGACGAGCUUCAGGUGCUGGAGAGCCAGAAGGCCGCCCUGCUGGAGAUGGUGCAGGGGGUCUACGGCCAGAAGAAGCAGGCCGUGGCCACAGGGGACCUGCUGGCGCAGGCACCCUCCGCAAGUGGCAACGGUGCAGGCUCGAGGCUGCUGCUCCCGGACCCCAGGCCGGGGGCCACUGCGGGAGCAGCCUCGCGCCGCUGGGGCCGCCCCGACUCCGGAUCCGCCGUGCUUUCGGGACGAUUUCGACGGUGGAGCAUCAAUUCAGGAGGGAUGCUGGGGAGGGAGGGCGCGAGCUUGGGCGGCCAAGGCGCAGCUCGAGGAUCGGAGGGGGAAAGUUGUAUAGGUGCACCUUCUUCUUCGCCUGCCCGCCCCCCACCCCUGGAAGGCGGAAACUUUGCUUUCCUCCUCGCUUUCAGCCGCGUGAUCCACGCUGUCGAAUUGCGCCUUGCUGCUGCCAGUUUGCUCUUCGAGCUUCUUGCUGGGCUGUUGAUUCCCGAGUUCGGCGUUGAGCACGCGAACGGGCUGCCUGCGGAGGUAAAGCAAUGUGGCGCAGCUGGGUACAUUAAUAACGUCGUCCAGCCACUGUGUUGGUCAGGCGUGUGAGAUCCUCGGUAGAAUGAAUGCGAGUGCCACAAUAUUCGAGGACGCGUUCUCGGGUUAUGCACUACUCAUUACUUUCGAUAUUCCGGUGCGUUGGCCCUGGUUCUGUCGAGGCGCAUCGGCAGCUGUUCAGCGAGGCUGGGGGUUUCAUUUACUUCGAGGCCUGUGGCGUGCAGCGCCAACUGGUUGCGACAUCUCAGUAUAAACACGUGGGUACACUGACUCGUUUCACAUACUCAAUCCACCCAGAGAUCACUGCAACAGUCGAGGCGUUGAGGUGAGUUUUCAAACAAUUGCGGCACACGGUGCUGCAGCGAAGUUUUUUUUCCGGUUGAAACACG
Molecule: messenger RNA, 1655 nt
Organism: Prorocentrum cordatum
Lineage: Eukaryota; Dinophyceae; Prorocentrales; Prorocentraceae
Source: the annotation of a GenBank genome assembly